Molecule: messenger RNA, 924 nt
Organism: Penicillium taxi
Lineage: Eukaryota; Fungi; Ascomycota; Eurotiomycetes; Eurotiales; Aspergillaceae
Product: polysaccharide deacetylase family protein
Exons: 3
Coding region: 1-924 (307 amino acids)
Biological process (GO): carbohydrate metabolic process
Molecular function (GO): hydrolase activity, acting on carbon-nitrogen (but not peptide) bonds
Source: RefSeq, a predicted model, not a curated record
AUGGGUGACCAGAUUGAAUCCUCUAAACCAAAGCGAGUCCUCUGUAGCUAUGGUAUUGAUUUGGAUGCCGUUAGCCUCUGGGCUAACACUGGUGAUGGUACAACUGCCAACCCAACUGACAUUUCUCGCGGAAUCUACGGCGCUACCGUCGGGGUGGAUCGCCUCUUAUCCUUCCUCGACAGACACCAUAUCAAAGCUACUUGGUUCGUUCCGGCACAUUCUUUGCAGUCUUUCCCAAAACAGGUAACAAAAAUACAAGAUGAUGGGCAUGAGAUUGGGGCCCACGGCUACACCCACGAACAUAUGAGCGCCUUGAAUAAAACGCAAGAAGAGGAAAUUAUCUCCCAGUCACUCGAAAUCCUCACUUCGUUUCUCGGCAAACGACCCAAAGGCUGGACCGCACCGGCUUGGACACCGUCAUCUCACAGCAUCUCCUUGCUUGAAAAGUACGGUUUCGAAUAUGAUCACUCAUUUAUGCACCACGAUUCGCAAAUGUACUAUCUACCGUACGUGCCAUCCUUCAAGCCAACAGACGUUCGCCAGUCUCCCUCGUCUUGGAUGCAGCCCAUGAGCGCAUUGCAUGUAUCCAGCAUUGUCGAGAUCCCGGCAAACUGGCAUUUGGAUGAUUGGCCUGUUUUUAAUGUUGGGAAUGGCGGAAAUGGGUUUGUAGAUCCAGAUGUAGUCUUCAGGCUCUGGACUGAGCAGUUUGAUUUCUACUAUAAAGAGUAUGAUUCAUUUGUCUUUCCGAUGACCAUUCAUCCGCAGGUAAGUGGAAAGGCCCAGGUGCUGAAAAUGCAUGAGAGGAUUGUUCAUUAUAUCAAUUCACAUGAAGGGGUGGAAUGGAUGACGAUGGAUAAAAUGGUUGAGGAGUACAAGUCAGGCCAAUUUCCAGGUUACGUGGUAGAGGGAGGUGUAGACUUAUAG